CGAAGAAUUGUAAUCUGGGGGCCCACUGUAAGCUGGUGUGUUGGAUCCUCCCCCCAGUCCCCCACCGAUAGUACGGGACGCGCUAGGAUGAUAGCGCAGCUCGUGGCAUCCAUGUUGCAGGCGCAACGGAGAAGGAUGUUAGCCUAUUACUCCUUUGACAGGCGUCUCUACACGAAACGUACAAUAGCCGGCGCGGGGAAAGUCUUGUAG
This is a messenger RNA of Bipolaris oryzae ATCC 44560, 210 nucleotides long. RefSeq lists its product as uncharacterized. The record is from RefSeq and is a predicted model, not a curated record. The transcript has a single exon. NCBI's taxonomy places the organism in Eukaryota, Fungi, Ascomycota, Dothideomycetes, Pleosporales, Pleosporaceae. The annotation marks the transcript as partial.